This is a messenger RNA of Babjeviella inositovora NRRL Y-12698, 2439 nucleotides long. It is a transcript of the gene BGL22, whose product is annotated as Bgl22p. The coding region runs from base 1 to 2439 and encodes 812 amino acids. The transcript has a single exon. Gene Ontology annotation, biological process: glucan catabolic process. The record is from RefSeq and is a predicted model, not a curated record. Gene Ontology annotation, molecular function: beta-glucosidase activity. Lineage: Eukaryota; Fungi; Ascomycota; Pichiomycetes; Serinales.
AUGUCCAUUCCUGAGAAAGUUAACAUUACUACCGGUACCGGCUGGGGGUCGGGCCCAUGUAUUGGAAACACCGGUGCUGUCCCAAGACUUGGUAUCCCGUCAUUCUGUAUCCAGGACGGUCCGAAUGGAGUCCGCUUCACUGAUUUCGUCACCCAUUUCCCCUCUGGCCUAGCCACAGGUGCCACUUUCAACCGAGCUUUGAUGUAUCUCAGAGGUAAAGCUAUUGGUAAAGAACACAAGAAGAAAGGGGUGCACAUUAUGCUUGGCCCUACGGUUGGCCCUUUAGGCUUGAAGGCUGCUGGUGGGAGAAAUUGGGAGGGAUUUGGUGCUGAUCCGUAUCUCCAGGGUAUCGCGGGUAAACUCACGGUGGAGGGAGUGCAAGAGCAAGGGGUGUUAUCCUGUGUGAGACACUUGGUUGGCAAUGAGCAAGAACGCUUCCGCCAGGUAGGCGAAUGGGACGACACUGCCGAAGACUUGAUCGAGUCCAUCAGCGCCAACAUCGGUGAUCGUGCUAUGCAUGAAACCUACCUAUGGCCCUUUGCUGACUGUGUCCACGCGGGUGCUGCCAGUGUGAUGUGUUCGCAUAAUAAAGUCAACAACACCUAUGCGUGCGAAAACUCCAUGCUUAUGAACGGCUUGUUGAAAGAGGAACUCGGCUUCCAAGGCUUUGUCAUGUCUGAUUGGGGCUCCCAGCACUCCGGGGUCUACUCGGCCUUGGCCGGUUUAGAUAUGUCCAUGCCGGGAGAGGUAUUUGACGACUGGUGUUCCGGUAAAUCCUAUUGGGGUCCCCUUCUCACAAGGGCGAUUUACAACCACACCAUCCUACAGUCCAGAUUAAACGAUAUGGUUCUUCGAAUCUUGGCCCCCUUCUUUGCAGUAGAGGACUGUGAACUCCCAUCGGAGGAGGAUGUACCGAAUUUCAGUUCGUGGACAUAUCACACGUAUGGCCAGGAAUACCCUUAUCAGCACUACGGACCAAUCGUCCAGGUUAAUUGGCAUAAGGAAGCCAGAUCCAAGUUUAGCGACGAUACCGCGAUCAGUGUUGCACACGAAGCAAUCGUCUUGCUAAAGAACGAUGGCCAUAACUUACCGAUCUCUAGAGAGGAUGGGGUGAGACGGUUAUUUGUGGCAGGCGUGGGAGCUGGUGUCGACCCCAACGGGUUUAACUGCAAGGACCAGAAGUGCGUAGAUGGUGUUCUCACCUCAGGCUGGGGUGCCGCUGCUGUCAAUAAUCCUUGGGUUAUCAGUCCCCACGAAGCAAUUUCGGAAAAGGUGAGAGAUCUUGGAAUGGUUGUGGACUUUAGCAGAGAGUCAUAUGACUUGGACACCUGCGACGAAUUGGCCGACUAUGCCGACAUGGCGAUUGUCGUGGUUAAUGCCCAUUCUGGCGAGGGGUUUAUUGAGGUUGAUGGCAACUAUGGUGACAGAAAAAACUUGUCCUUGUGGCACAACGGUGACGAGUUAAUCACACAUAUUGCUGAUCGGUGCCGUAAAACAGUGGUGGUGGUGAAUUCUGUUGGCCCGGUCGACAUGGAACAGUGGAUCGAACACGAAAACGUGGUUGCAGUCUUGUAUGUCCCACCUUUGGGGCAAUUCGUGGGGCAGGCCAUUGCCGACGUUUUGUUCGGCGACAUUAACCCUUCCGGUCAUUUGCCAUUCACCGUUGCCCGCAAACAGGAACACUAUGUCCCGAUCCUCAUUGAUGUUGGUCCCGACGGUACCCCACAGGAUGAUUUCGACCGGGACAUCUAUGUGGAUUACAAAUUCUUUGACAAGCACAAUAUCCGGCCUCGGUUUGAAUUUGGGUUUGGGCUUUCCUACACCCAGUUCAAGCUUUGUAACUUGAAAAUUACAGAAGUCAACUCUCCAACCCAGUACUUGCCAGAACCAGCUCCUUUCCUUCCUCUCUACAAGAUGUGUGAGGAUGACGUGUGUGACCCCGAGGACGCUUUGUUCCCACACGAGGAUAUGAAUCCUGUUCCGGGAGUUAUAUACCCAUACCUUUUCAACGACAAGACACGUUCGUUGGACGACGACGAAAAGUACGACUACCCUAAGGGGUACAGCCCCGACCAGAAGGAAGCGCCUUCGAUCGCCGGGGGCGGUUUGGGCGGAAACCCAGCGUUGUGGGAGUGCCUUUACGAAGUGGAAGCAGAAGUCAAGAACGACGGACCGUACAAGGGAGCAGUAGCGGUUCAGCUCUACAUCGAGUUCCCGUGCACCUACAUUGCGUCCCCUCCAAAACAGUUGAGAGGCUUUGAUAAGGUCAUGAUCGAGGCGGGUGGCAACGAACAGGUGAGUUUCCAAGUGUUGCACCGUGACUUGAGUAUCUGGGACACAGUCUCCCAGCAAUGGGUUAUCCAAACGGGAAUCUACAAAAUUUUUAUCGGUACUAGCAGCAGAAAGCUUGAAUUAUGCGGUGAGAUUGAGAUUGAAUAA